AAUAUCAAUUGCGGAUGUAAGGGUCAUUCUCAAAGGACUAACACGGCUUCGGAAACUAUACCUUAAUUCAAAUCCACUUGGACCAUCUCUGCCAGCAGAUAUCUUUGCUGUUUUUAACGAUAUGAAAUAUCUUUCCAUGGAAAAUUGCGACUUGGAGAAUAUACAAAAUGGAACUUUUCGGUCGAUGCAACAAUUACAAGACCUUACACUGUCUAAUAAUAAGCUGACACAUAUAGACAAGGGUACAUUGGAAGGACUUACGGAUAACCUCGCUAAUUUGGUCCUUGAUCACAACAGACUGAAGACGAUAGGUGAUGGAACUUUCAAGCAAUUUAUCUCUCUCGAAAUAUGUUUGUUGAGCAAUAACAACCUGACAUCUGUUCCAGAUUUGAAGCGUCUUGCAUAUUCCAAAAAAGUAAACUUAGAAAAUAACCAGAUCACAGAUGUAACGAAAAUCGUAACAUCAGGAAUUCAGAUAGUUUUUGAACUAUAUCUACGUAACAAUAAGAUCGAGUACCUACCACCAAACAUCUUUCAGAAUACUAUUGUAGUAGCAAACCUUGAUUUGUCGUUCAACAAUCUGCAGUCAUUACCAGAUAACGUAUUUGAUAAGCUCGACAAAUUAGAUAUUCUGAUGCUUAGCUUCAACAACAUCACUUCCAUUAAUAAACGCACCUUUAGUGGACUUUCAAAUUUGAACACGCUAAUGCUUAUCAAAAACAAUCUGGCAUUUAUUGCCAAAGACGUUUUUGAUGGGACUCCCCUUCUCAAGUCACUGUUUCUUCACAGUAAUGCAAUUAAAACCAUUGAAAGCAAAAGCUUCGACAGACUUGUUCUGAGGCAGCUAACCAUUUUUGACAAUCCUUUACCACUGUUGCCAGAUGGAAUUUUCGACAAAAUGACAAACAAUACUAAGGUAUCAUUGACGUGUAAAAAUCUUCUUCAGCUGCCUCGAGGAAGAUAUAUGGCGACAAUAGAAUGUGCUCCUUCGACUUCGCUGCAUGUUACUUUAUCUGGAGAACAAAGCUCCUUCCGAGCUGGCUGGAAACGCUCAGGCUUUGAAUGCCGUGAUUGUGACUCACACCAUGUACCUACUUUUCCGCACAGAGACUCCAGUUGCGCUGAUUGCAGUCUCUGUUCCGUUGGUAACUAUACCAGUGAAACAGGCUGUGUCGAGUGUCCUGCAGGUGGUUUUUAUCAGGAUGAAAUGGGACAAGUUGAUUGUAAAAGAUGCAGUAAUGGUACAUUCGUUUCUGCACUGCAUAGUCCUGGGACCAAAGCGACCGAUUGCGUGGCAUGUCCUUACGGUACGCUUUCGAACGAGACUGCUGGAUAUCGUGCAUGCAGAUGUCUUCAAAGCUUUUAUCGGUUGGAUCGUUUUGGCCCGUGCUCAACAUGUCCACCAUAUGGCUUUGUUUGUGAGGACGAUACAGCAAUACUUGCUCCUAACUACUUCUGGAAAUGGUCCAAUCAGUCUGAAAAAGAGCGUUUCAAAGGUUUUGUUAACAAUAUCCAUUCUAAUGGAUCAGACUACAACAAGUCCUUUUCAAUGUUCAAUACUUCACUUCCGAAGCCACUCAAAUGUCCCCAUGCCAAGUCCUGCAAGGGUGGAAUCGACUCAGAAUGCCAUCAAGGAUAUCAAGGGAAUUUGUGUGCAACCUGUUCUAACGGCUUUUAUUUCCGCUUCCACUCAUGUUUGAAAUGUCCUCACCUAACUGUAACAAUAAUCUCGUCUAUCUUGGUGAUUGUUCUUUUUGUUGCUGUGUUUCUAAUAGUUCUUUGGGGUGACUCCAAACGUGCAGAGAAUAACCGAACAGUUGCAGAUGUCGUCAUGUCGUGCUUUAAGAUUGUGAUUGGUUUUUAUCAAGUUAUUGCUGGUAUUUUCUCAGCAUUGGCGAAAGUCAAGUGGCCGAUCACUUUGAUUUCAGUGGAGAAAUUUCUAAAAGUAUUUGAAGGGAACAUUUUUCAGUUUGCUCCACUAAGCUGCAUUGAUUCUUCUUUGCGUUUAGAUCAGCUUGGAAAGUUUACAUUGAUCGUUGCCUUGAAUGUCCUACUUGUUGGCUCACUUUUCUUGUAUCUAUCUCUUAAAAAACGCUACAUCAUGAACAAGAAGGACCUUAGCGAAAGCCAGAAAAGAACACAAGUUGAAAGUUUGAAGAAAUCUUGCUAUCGGAAUAUUUUCUUGCUGUUGUUGACGACCUACCCUACGACGAGCAAAUCGAUUAUUCAAAUUCUACCUCUUCCCGGUGCGUGUGUAGAAACGUGUUUCGCAGACGACAAGAACGAAUGUAUCUUCCUACUGAGAGCUGACUACUCCAUCAAGUGUUUCACUCCUCGCCACAGCUUGUAUUGGCUCAUGGCUUCUCUUUUGGCAAUAUAUCCCGUGGGAUUUCCAGUUCUAGCUUUGUUUCUCACUUACAAAUAUCGUGAGUCCCAGGAAGACAAAGCAAUUGCUUUCGGACUUCGAGUGUUCUUUGAGAACUAUAAGAAGAAAUUUUGGUUUUGGGAGGUCACAGAGAUGUACCGCAAGCUGAUAUUGAUCUCAUUGAUUUUCCUAUUUGGAUCCAAAAGCCUCCCUCAAAUCAGCCUUACUGUUCUGACAGUCAGCGUCUUUGGAGUGCUCUACACCUUAUUCCGACCAAUCAAGGAAAAGUUUGAAGACCGCUUACAAACAUUUGUCUUGUGGGUCAUUUUCUUUGACGUUUGCCUUGGUGCAGUUUAUACGAAAUGGGAUGAGAAUCAAGAGGAGGGCAAGAACGAAUCUGUGUUUGUAAAUGUCCUCUUCGUUGUUCUCAACGCCUCUGUACUGAUGCUUGCCAUCGGAAAAGGGAUUGUCCAUAUGAUGUUAUUCAAGAAGUAUGUUUUCUUCUGUCCAAUGCGAUGUUGCAGUUUCCUGCGCCAAAAAGUCGCUCAUCUUAAAAAUAAAGCGGUCACAAGAACGGGAACAUCUGAUGAACUGCUCGGCUUCAAUGAAGAUAGCGACUAGUAUUUUCUUGAGCCCUUCACGAUAAGGGACCAGUCAUUAUUUGUCGUCUAGGGGAAGAGGGGGUGAUAAACGGAUGAUUUGGUUUUUUCACUAUAAAAUUUACCUGAUUACCCCAUGAGGCUCGGUCAAGUGCUAAUGAUCCCUCUUUUACCCUAAUGGUGAUGACUGAUGCCACUACGUUUCCCCUGAAAAACAAGUGAUCCCCCAAACAAAAUUCCUCCUCCCUCCGCCAUAGCAAGAUGCGUCGUUAAGUUACCAGACGGUUGUUUAUCACAGCCGAAUGAGAGGAGGCUGGAACCGAGACUAGAUUUGAACUAGUAAGCAUAUAGAUCAGAAGAUAAUUCUUCGUAACGAAAUUGAUGGAGCUAUUUGUAUUUUUGUCUAGAAGGAUCGAUUUUAUGAUUUUAAAACCUGCAUGGGCGAUAGGUAUGGAUGGUUCAGCUAGCAUGUAAAAACAAUGUAUUAAA
Pocillopora verrucosa is the source of this 3453-nucleotide messenger RNA. NCBI's taxonomy places the organism in Eukaryota, Metazoa, Cnidaria, Anthozoa, Scleractinia, Pocilloporidae. The record is from RefSeq and is a predicted model, not a curated record.